AUUCCGACAGAUGAAAUCAUUGAUAACGAAUCUGAUCUUUCAGAGUGUGAAUCAAAUUUUCAACAACAAUCCAGAAUUAACAUGGAUCUUAAUAACAAAAUCUCAGAAAUGGAACAAGUAUUGAAGGAUAAAAAUAAUGAAAUAGCAGAAUUAAAAAAAAAAAAUUAA
This is a messenger RNA of Entrophospora candida, 168 nucleotides long. The record is from the annotation of a GenBank genome assembly. Lineage: Eukaryota; Fungi; Glomeromycota; Glomeromycetes; Entrophosporales; Entrophosporaceae.